Molecule: messenger RNA, 693 nt
Organism: Colletotrichum karsti
Lineage: Eukaryota; Fungi; Ascomycota; Sordariomycetes; Glomerellales; Glomerellaceae
Exons: 4
Coding region: 1-693 (230 amino acids)
Biological process (GO): protein import into mitochondrial matrix
Cellular component (GO): TIM23 mitochondrial import inner membrane translocase complex
Source: RefSeq, a predicted model, not a curated record
AUGAUGAAAUUGAACACCAGUGCAAUCGCGAUCCGCGCACCCACGACAUUGGGCCUUGCGCCGCGACUGCAACCCUUCCGACUACAGCGCCAAUACGCGACACAGACUGGUUUGGGAGCGACAGCUUCGUCCAAGCCGAAGCGGAGGACGGUCACCCCAUUCAACGAUACCGGAGCUGUUCCCUGGGCGGAUCUUUCAGCGGGAGAAAAGGCGGCCAGAGCCACGCAGCAGACCUUCAACUUCGGCUUGAUCCUCGCCGGAUUGUUAGGUGGAAUUGCAUACGUCCUAUACACCGAUGUGUUCUCCCUCGACAGCAAGACUGCGCACUACAACCGAGUCGUAGACAGGAUCAGAAGCGAUCCGAGAUGUAUUGACUUGCUGGGAGACCCGAAGAAGAUCUCGGCGCAUGGAGAGGAGACGAAUAACAAAUGGCGCCGUGCUCGUCCCCUUGCCUCGACCAUCAAUACCGAUUCUAAAGGUCACGAGCAUCUGUUGAUGCACUUCCACGUCGAAGGGCCCCUCAACAAAGGAGUCGUCUACCUGCAUAUGGUCAAAACACCCAGCAGCGGUGAAUUUGAGUACAAGUAUCUGUAUCUUGAUGUCAGAGGGCACCAGAGACUCUACCUGGAGAACGACACCGGGUCUUCUGCUUCUGGAAAGAAGGCUUUCAAGUUCCUGGGCAUCAGCUGGUGA